Molecule: messenger RNA, 1521 nt
Organism: Alternaria incomplexa
Lineage: Eukaryota; Fungi; Ascomycota; Dothideomycetes; Pleosporales; Pleosporaceae
Exons: 2
Coding region: 1-1521 (506 amino acids)
Source: RefSeq, a predicted model, not a curated record
AUGGCUCCAUCAUGGCGCACAAGAUGUAGCUUCACUCUCAGCCUUGCUGCCCUCGUCUUCUUUAAUUCUCGCCUGAUAGCAGCGCAAUGCGAAAUCCCGCCUCUGACACUCACCUGGUCGAACAUCACCGUCACACAGGACGGUCUCGGUGUCGCACGUGGUAUUGAACUUGGUAUCGGAACUCCGCACCAGAUCUUUGCUUUCCGACCGUCGACUACGCUCAACAAUACGCGUAUCAACAAUGUUAUAAAUUGCGGAUCUGCGAGCAACGACAGCUGCAUCGGUGGUCUAGGCGGUGCUUUCGACGCGCCAAAGUCUACAUCGUAUGCGGUUUCGAUCAAGAGCCAGUGGAAUGGCAGCCAAGUCGACGCUGAGGACAGCACCGGUGCAUACGUCUACUUCAAUGAUGAUGUCGCGUUCCAAGAAAAUGGCAAUGUCGACGGCUUUCCAUUGGUCAUGGAUAGUGAAGUCUGGGGAGGUGUGCAAUCUGGUCUACCUCUCGGAACCAACUCUUCCUUCCUCCGCGCUGCAGUCGCAGGUGGUGUCGCGCCAUCUCAAGUAUUUGGUCUGUGGAGUGGUAGCAGGGGCAUCGAUCCACAUGACGGCCUGCUUGUUGUAGGAGGAUACGAUCGUGCGCGGGUCGACCCAGCAUCCAACUUCACUACUUUCCCGAUCCGCGAUUGGAACCUCGAGCGCGCCUGUCCUCUACAAGUGACGGUCACAAACCUGACGUAUCAGGAUAAACCGCUCAUACCAGACGGAAGCGAUGGGCUGAUUGCUUGUAUUGAGCCAUCGACGCAGCGCUUCGUCUUUCCUCCAGCGAUUGCGCAGGCAUUCGGAAACUCUACUGGCCAGAAUGAGACCGCAUAUCCGGCGAAGAUGCAAUACAACGUCUCGAAUCGUCCCGGCGGCGAUCUCAUUGUAACAUUGGCAGGCGGCUAUCAGUCCAGGAUACCUAACAAGGAAUUGUUCGCGCCACUACGCGGAUCUGACGAGUACGGCCGGUAUGCCAUCACCAACGACAGCACACUCGAAGCCUUCGUGUCGGAUACGCGACAAGAUGAUCCAGGCGAUGUUGACAGUACCCUGGGAGGGCUCUUCUUGACCUUCAACUAUCUUUUAGUAGACUACGCGAAAAGCGAGUUUCAACUUGCGCCAGCUGUCGCAGCCGAUGCGCAAAACCUAUCGCCGAACCCUACCACGAUCUGCACACCUACCAGCAUCACGCCCGCGAGCCCGGCUCCGACAGCCGAAAGUAAAUCGACCAAUAAAGGUGCAAUAGCAGGUGGCGUUGUGGGAGGUGUUGCUGGACUGGCCGUGCUUGGAGCCAUAGGCUUCCUGCUGUUUAGGCGGAACCGCCGAGCCAAGAACCCUGCUGUCAGCGAGAUCGAUGGGCAAACAAUUGAACCAGUAUCGCGGCAGCCGUCAGAGAUGAUGGCGCAUGAAGUUACACCUGUGCAUGAGAUGUCUGCGAGUCGAUACGCAAGUUUCCGAAAGCCUGAAGGGAGGGGAUGGCAUUGA